AUGAAGUCUGUUUAUACACGCCGUGCGCUGAUGCGCCGGCGCAGUCCCAGCUUGGUAUUUGGCGUUCUACUCAUCUUGGCCUUUACUCAAGUCAUCGACUUGUCCCAGCAUGACCAUACGCACACAUCUAGGUGGGCAGGCUACUCGAUCAAACCUAUAGCCUACGUCUUCCCGCAGUUCCAUCCCAUCCCUGAGAACGACAGGUUUUGGGGUACAAACUUUACAGAGUGGGUGAAUGUGAAGAAGGCCAAGUUGAAUCGGUUUGGGCUCGAGACAUUACAGCCCUCGAAGGAGGUAGGGUACUACAACCUCCUGGACUACGAUGUUCGCAAGCGCUAUGCGACCCUCGUCAGAGACUCAGGAAUUCAUGGCAUCGCUUAUCACCACUACUGGUUCGGAUAUCCCGUGAUGGACAAGCCCCUCCAAGCCAUGCUCCAAGACGGCCAACCCGACGUCCCCUUCAUGCUAUCCUGGGCCAACGAACCCUGGACCGUCCGGUGGGACGGCAUGGACGAACUCAGCAACGAGGACGGCACGCUGCUAUCACAGGUCUACGGCAACAGUACAGAGUGGCGCCGCCACUUCGACUGGAUGGCCACCUUCUUUAGGCACCCCAAGUAUAUCCGCUCAGCCGGCAAGGUGCAACUCGUUGUAUACUCUCCCAGCCUGAUGGGUGACGUGGGGAAGCGCAUGUUUGCCAGAUGGCGCCGGUGGGCGGCGGAGGAUCCGUCGAUCGGGGGGUUGGAUAUCAUCGAGACGGUUUGGGAGUGGGAUUAUCCGCCAGAGCGUGGUCAGACUGAUGCGACCAGCGAAUUUGCUCCUCACUCAGGAGGCACGUUUGAUAUGACAUCCUGGGAUAGGAACCCGCGGAUAAGCACGGUGCAUCAUCGCGGUGUGAUGGUGAGCUGGGACAACACACCGAGACACCUCAAGGAUGGUCUGUCAGUGAGUACAAUCUGGGUGCAUCCCACACUCUGGAGAGUACACUGGUUCACUAACAAGAUCGCGGCAGAGAGUCUCGUCAGCAUGAUGCGUCGUAUCAAGCUGGACCCAAAUCCCCGCGGCCAAGAAAACUUUCUCUUCAUCAACGCGCUGAAUGAAUGGGGAGAAGGCAAUGUUCUCGAGCCAUCUGCGCAAUGGGGCUCUGCCUUUUCAAAGGCCUUCCGCUCCGCCAGGGACUACGCUGAAGUUUCUCUACCCUGGAUGGAGGAUCGGAUCCGGCAGGGUGAAGAGCUGGAGCAUGCAGUUCUGGACACAAACAGCAAAGUUGACGUCUGCGUCAUCAUUCGAGACUUCUCCGGCUCUCUUCCAUGGACCGAGGCUUGGCAGCUGUCUCACACGCUGUGGUCGCUGCAAGCGCAACACAAUGCCAGAUGGCGGGCUGUUGUUGUCCCGGUGGGCGCGGAGGUGGGCAUGCCAGGCAUCGAGACGCAGGUGCUGGACACCUACGACCCGAGGAUUGUAUACUCUGACAUACCAGAAGACCUGCGCCAUAACAAACACACAAACACAUCUGACGACGUAACCGACUGGGUCAUUGCCAACAUGGACACCCUUAGCCCGUCUUGCGGCAAGGCCACAUACAUGCUCGUCACCAAUGCGUCCACAACGUAUGAGCCGCAUACUUUCGACAUCGCCUCAAGGAAACGCACAGAUAUCAUUGGCCUUAAUUUUAUCUCCCCCGAGACGAUGGAAGUCCAGGAUCAGCUCGAAAGAGAUUUGACGUGGGACCGGCGGUGCGCCCGCUACUCGGAGAAGACACCUCUGGAGAUGUCCCAGGCAAUGAAGCCAGGACACGGGACACUCGAUAUCAGUGCAGCGCUGGUCAACUUCGCGCGCUGGCGCAGCGAAAACCAUCUGUUCAAGCAUGCGGCCGAGUUGUACGGGGACAGCGUGGUGAAACUGGCUGAAUUAAAAAGACGGCGUCAUGAGCCCUGGGCAUGGUUACGGCCGACAGGCUCCAAGUAUUACGAUGUCGUUCAUGCCGGUACCUACCCAGCUUGCAUGCGAAGCGGCCGGAUCUGGUUCGAUGGGCCAGGUGUGGGUGGGCUCAAGUCGGGCUGUUAUAGCGGCCAGGACUUGCAGUGGACCGUUGUUAGUGAUGUUAUUCCCGUUCAAUGGGAUUACGAGAGGUUUAAGAACGAGGAUCCAUAUUGUGUUCGGCUGUCGGAGAGGACGUACACAGCUGUAUUUUCUGAGAAUCCUAUGGCGAGUCUGGGUUUGAGUGAAUACUCGUCGCCUGGGGACAAAAGUGAAGAAGAGAGACUUGUUGGUCUUAGUACAUCUUGGGCGUCUUGA
Messenger RNA from Cryphonectria parasitica EP155, 2298 nucleotides. RefSeq lists its product as uncharacterized. NCBI's taxonomy places the organism in Eukaryota, Fungi, Ascomycota, Sordariomycetes, Diaporthales, Cryphonectriaceae. The transcript is spliced from 4 exons. The coding region runs from base 1 to 2298 and encodes 765 amino acids. The record is from RefSeq and is a predicted model, not a curated record.